Mytilus californianus (California mussel) is the source of this 3685-nucleotide messenger RNA. Its product is annotated as receptor-type tyrosine-protein phosphatase epsilon-like. Gene Ontology annotation, molecular function: protein tyrosine phosphatase activity. The record is from RefSeq and is a predicted model, not a curated record. Lineage: Eukaryota; Metazoa; Mollusca; Bivalvia; Mytilida; Mytilidae. Gene Ontology annotation, biological process: protein dephosphorylation. The coding region runs from base 28 to 2781 and encodes 917 amino acids. The transcript is spliced from 23 exons.
CUAGGAAGAUACGGAGAUAACUGUGAAAUGUUUUGCCACUGUAACGGACCAUGUGACUUAGUUACAGGAAAUUGUACAUCUGGUUGUUUAGAUGGAUGGAUUGGUUAUAGAUGUGACAUUGUAUGUGCUAAUGGAAACUUCGGAAGUGAAUGUAGUAGGCAUUGUUCUGCAAACUGCUUAAAUCAACCAUGUAAUCAUGUAUCAGGCGAGUGUACUGGCGGUUGCAAUGAAGGAUUGGAAGGAUACAAUUGUACAAAAGAAUGUGACAUUGGGUAUUUUGGUAUUAACUGUUCGCAAACCUGUUUCGGAUGCAUAUCAAACCAAUGUGACAAAGUUAACGGCGUAUGCAGUAAUUCGAGUGGAUGUAAGUCAGGUUUUGUCAAAGAAAAAAAUUGCAAUAAAGAAUGCGAUGAUUGGAAAUUUGGGAAAGACUGUGCAAAGGACUGUUACUGUCGCACUAUACCUUGCAACAAGUUCAAUGGUCUUUGUUCUAAUGGAGAAUGUGCAAAAGGAUGGCAUGGUGAUAUAUGUGAUAAAGAAUGUGACAAUGGUUUUUAUGGUUUUAAUUGCGAACUGGAGUGUACAACAUGCAUCAACAAGUCAUGCGAAAUAAUUGAAGGCAAUUGUUCAUAUGGAUGUAUUGAAAGAUACGAAGGAGUUAAGUGCGAAGUGUCUGCAGUAGUUAUGCCCAACGACAACAGUUCAGGUGCAGCAGUAGGAGGAGGCAUAGCCACUGUAAUUGUUAUUUUAAUUGUUGCAGCAAUAAUAAUUUCUAUAUACAGGCGAAGAUCUAAUCCUAAAAGUGAAAAAUAUCUCAACAACAAGGACAAGAUAACUGGAAGCCACGAAAACAUGUAUUGUAAUCAUGAAAAUGCACUGCAGACGGAGGAUGUAUAUCUGAAUGUAGAACGUGUACACGAUUCAGAUAAUGCAAAACCUUCCGUGUCUGGUAAAAUAGAAAGUAAAACAAGUGUAACUGAAGUAAAAGACGAAUAUCCAGAAGAGUAUGAUGAUGAAGAAGAAGGAAACGUGUAUAAUAAUGUUGAAUCUGAACAACAAAUUACUAAAUACAAAGUACUAAUAGCAGACCUUAAAAAAGUUAUCAACGAGAAAAGAAAGAAUGAAGGUUUCAAGAAUGAAUAUGAAAUCUUACCUAAAGGUCUUGUUCACGCUCAUACUGAAGGUUCAAAAGAAGAAAACAAAGUUAAAAAUCGAUUCCUCUCAACAUGGCCAUAUGACCAUUCAAGGGUUGUGUUGACAGGAGAUACCAAGCAUGACUACAUAAAAGCUAGUUACAUUGAUAGUUAUGACAAAGAAAAGGCAUACAUAGCCGCACAAGGUCCGAAAAAGAAUACUCUAAGGGAUUUCUGGCAAAUGGUCUGGCAGGAAAAGGUUUGCAAAAUAGUGAUGGUCACGAAACUGGAAGAGGAAAGAAGGAAAAAAUGUGAACAAUACUGGCCUAAAACUGUCAAUAAAGCAACAAUGGUAGACAACUAUAGACUAACAAUGACAGAGGAGAUAUACCACACUAUUUAUGUGUACAGAUUGAUUAUACUAAAUAACAAAACGAAUCAGCAAGAACGAAAAGUUCAUCAUUUUCAUUUUACACAAUGGCCGGAUCAUGGUGUUCCAGAUAGCAUCAAACUGGUCAAUUUUUACAGGAAAGUGGAAAGCAAAAUAUGUGAUAAGAAUGGUCCAAUGGUGGUGCACUGCAGUGCUGGCGUUGGAAGGACAGGUACAUUCAUUGCUAUCGAUGCCCUUUAUGAGCAUGGCAAGAAAGUUGGCUACGUUGAUAUUAUGGAGUAUGUUCAGAUGAUGAGGAAAGACAGAAUGAAUAUGAUUCAAACACAUGGACAAUAUUCGAUCGUGUUUGAAGCACUGCUGGAACUAUUCACGGUUCCGAAUACGUCCAUUCAAAAGAAUGAUUUCUGCGAAUAUAUACAAAAGCAAGAAAACAAGACAUUACCAACAAAUCAAACAAUGUACAGAGAAGAGUUUCAGAGAUUGCGAACUUUGCGGCCAUCAUAUCCUUCUAGUGAGUUUACUGCUGCAAAUUGUAAAGAAAACAAAUCAAAGAAUUCUACAACAACUGUUCUUGCACAUGACAAAUAUAGACCUUACUUAAUGUCUUAUGGUAAAACCAGAAGUGACUAUAUCAAUGCCGUUAUAAUUCCAGGCUAUUCAGUUGAUAGUAAAAUGUUUGUAACACAGUGCCCGCUUGUUGAAACUGUAAUUGAUUUUUGGACAAUGAUGUAUGAUCACAGUUCCAAAAUUAUUGUUUUGUUGGAUCCCGGAAAUAAGGGUGCUCCAUUGUGGUUAGAGAAGAAAGAAAUGCUACAGUUUGAUGAUUUCCGUAUUGUCAAAGAAACGGAAAAUGCACAAGGAGAAUUUCCGCUUACUUUGAACCACACGAAAAAUAAAGAACAAAUUUCAAUUAAAGUAUUCACUGCUGAGGAUUGGACUAUCACUAGUGCAACACCAUCACCAGAGUAUAUGUUAGAUCUUCUGCAUCGUGUACAAAAUUGCUGGGAAACGCAGAAAGGCCCUAUCACUGUAGUAUGUAGUGAUGGCUGUAGUAAGAGUGGGUUAUUUAUAGGAUUGCGAUUAGUUUUGGAAAAAAUGCAGAUAGAUGAGGAAAUCGAUAUUUUUCAAGUAGUAAGAGAAAUUCAAACAAGGCGACCAGAAUUCCUUGAUGAAUUUGAUCAAUAUGAAUACUGUCAUCAGUGUAUUAGAGUCCUCCUCGGAGGUGAUUCUCGAGAUUCACAGUAUGCGAAUAUCUAGUGAAGUUAAAACGUUCUGUUAUUUUCUAUGUAUUUAUUUGUCAUUUGUAAUAUAUGUAUUUUACUUUUAGGUUCUGAGGUAGUGCUUCCACAUUUUGCUUUAAACGACAACAUACAAAUCGCAAACAUGUAUUGAAAAACGGGAAAAUGAUAUAACCGUAUGCUUUUUUUAAAUUCUGACGGAGUUUUAUUUUACAAGUGCCAAAUAUACGUACUUCGAUCAGUUUUAAAUAAGUAAAUCAUACAAAAAAGGGAUCAAGACGCCGAGUAUCUGUUGUCCUAAUUACAACUCGGUUAAGUAUCCCCAUGUGCAGUGGUUUUGUAAUUGUUAAGAAGAGAAAACUAUUUCUAAAGAAAUCUUACUUAAAUCUUAUAAAUUAUAAUUAUCAAUAAUAUUUGAACAUUACAUAACUACUGCCUGUUUCAAUUAACAAAUUUAACACAAAAGAUGUAAAAUAGUCGAGAGAGAUAAUAUAAUGCCAUGACUUUGCUUGAAUCAUUUUGCUUUCUUGAUGCAGUUGUUAAACAUUUUUCUUGGUAAAUAAUUAUCUCGCCAUUGUUUUGAUGUUACAUAACUAUAUUACCUUGAUCUAGAACACUUGAUUUUCAAGCCGUGGAUUUAAUCGUAAUGUUUCAUGUCAAACUGUACCGUUAUAUUGAUGUACCACAUGUACACAAAACAAAAGAGUAGAUUAUAGGUAUCGUAUAUAUUUGAGCAGGCUACAAAGGACAAUGCUACGGUCAUUUGAUCUUUAUACAGUUUUAACAUAUGGUUAAAAACAUCAAUCGUUGAACCAUGUAGUACUUUUAAGUAAUCCUAUUGAUAUUUGUUUUUGUUGAUGUUCAUGCCAUUUUUUUUUUUUUGUAUAACUUCAUAAAUACGUUAAUAAAAUAUUUUUAUACUG